CAGAAAAGAGAAGGCUACACAAAAACAAAAAGAAUUUAUCGCUCUCCUUCUUUUCUCUCUCCCCUCCCUCCCUCAUCAUACCUCCCCAUGAGAGGCCCAAUUGUCCUUGGUGGUUCAUCUCAUCCAAAGCUCACUCAUGAAAUAUGUGAUCGUUUGGGUAUUGAACCUGGAAAAUCACGUUUGUCCAAGUUUAGCAAUAAUGAAACGAGUGUAGAACUGUAUGAGUCUGUACGUGAACAAGACGUAUACAUUGUUCAAUCAGGCUGUGGGCAUGUCAACGAUAACUUUUUUGAACUAUGCAUCAUGAUACAAGCCUGCAAGACAGCUUCAGCACGUAAAGUCACUGCUGUUAUUCCUUUUUUCCCUUAUUCUAGGCAGCCUGAUGCACCCUUCAAGCGAUCAGGUGCUCCUUUGAUUCGUCCUCCUCCUAUGACACCCAAAACAAUACCUACAACACCAGCUAAUGAACUUGUUGAUAACCCUUUUGUAAACACGAUGGACGUAGGACAGCAAAUCAUGUUGGGUGUUCAACGUCAUGCGACUCAACAACAACAAAGACAAGCAGGAGAUGGAUACAAACAAUGGGUCGCUCGAUCUGGUACCUUGAUUGCUGACUUGUUGACUUGUGCAGGUGCUGACCAUAUCAUUACUAUGGAUUUGCAUGAUCCUCAGUUUCAAGGCUUUUUUGAUUGCCCAGUCGAUAACUUAUCUUCUCUGCCAUCAAUGGGUAAAUACAUCUAUCGACAUAUCCCUCAUUAUUCAGAAGCUGUGAUUGUUUCUCCUGAUGCGGGUGGUGCCAAGCGUGCUACUUCCAUUGCAGAAAAACUCCAUAUGGAUUUUGCUUUGAUCCAUAAAGAGCGUCGUCGACCUGAUAAACCUCAAAACCAUGAUUUAAUGCUUGUGGGUGAUGUACGUGACAAAGUCUGUAUCUUGAUUGAUGAUAUUGCAGACACAUCAUUUACGAUUACCAAAGCAGCCAAGUUAUUGCAUGAACAUGGGGCUACUAAAAUCUAUGCGCUUAUCACACAUGCUAUUCUAUCUGGAGAUGCUGUGGAUCGUAUUCAAAAAAGCUAUCUUGAUCAUGUGAUUGUGAGUGAUUCAGUGCCUCAAGAACAACAUUUGGCCAAGUGCAACAAAUUCAAGAUAUUGCCUGUAGCUUCUCUUUUAGCUGAAGCUAUUCGACGUAUACAUUUUGGUGAGAGUGUCAGUACUUUAUUUGAUCCUCAAUAUGAAUUGUCAUAAUAAAUAUACACACA
Gilbertella persicaria is the source of this 1256-nucleotide messenger RNA. Its product is annotated as phosphoribosyltransferase-like protein. Gene Ontology annotation, cellular component: ribose phosphate diphosphokinase complex; cytoplasm. Gene Ontology annotation, biological process: purine nucleotide biosynthetic process; ribonucleoside monophosphate biosynthetic process; 5-phosphoribose 1-diphosphate biosynthetic process. Lineage: Eukaryota; Fungi; Mucoromycota; Mucoromycetes; Mucorales; Choanephoraceae. Gene Ontology annotation, molecular function: magnesium ion binding; ribose phosphate diphosphokinase activity. The coding region runs from base 88 to 1242 and encodes 384 amino acids. The transcript is spliced from 2 exons. The record is from RefSeq and is a predicted model, not a curated record.